Molecule: messenger RNA, 656 nt
Organism: Chrysemys picta bellii (western painted turtle)
Lineage: Eukaryota; Metazoa; Chordata; Testudines; Emydidae
Source: RefSeq, a predicted model, not a curated record
UAGCCAGUGUCUUACUACUAGCUAAUAAGUUCUAUAUAGCUAUCUCACAGCAGGGUACAACACUUCUCACCCAGGCUAUUCAGGAAGAAAGCACUAUCCAAACCCUGUGCAUUGACAUCCUGCAAUGUCUGGACACCUCAGUCAGUGGAAUGACCCAAGUGUUAUGGCCAAGGCUUCUGGAGUAUGUGGUGCCAGCUCAGUACACGGGUACUUUGAAGCCUCUCUGCAGAUGCCUUAGGGAACUGGCUGAGAAAAAGCAGCAGGAAGGAGAAGAAGCUGCUUGCCUCGACUACAGUGGACCAGUGAAACUCCCUACACCCCAGGGGCUGCUGGCGCGACUCCUGGUAGUAGCCUCAUCCCCUUAUGAAAGCGAAGGACAUGGAUGUGCUGCCUUGCAAUUACUGAAGGCCCUGCACCACAAUAUCCACGCAGCAGUGGGUGAGAUGUGGGUACUGAAGAUCCCACCUCUGCUGCGGUUCAUUGAAGGAAACACAGAGAAUUCCCUGGACCAUGAACAGUGGGAGCACAUGCUGCUUCAGUUGCUUUUCUGUUUGUCUCCUCCCCGCUCCAGCUUUUUCAGUCACAAAGUGGAAGAGGGGAAAACCAGCAAGGGGACCAGGGAUAAAGGGAAGGAAAGAGGGAAAACAAAGAAUUGA